Molecule: messenger RNA, 1215 nt
Organism: Salvia splendens (bonfire salvia)
Lineage: Eukaryota; Viridiplantae; Streptophyta; Magnoliopsida; Lamiales; Lamiaceae
Product: UPF0496 protein At3g49070
Exons: 3
Coding region: 101-1174 (357 amino acids)
Source: RefSeq, a predicted model, not a curated record
GUCCUCUUCGAUCGGUCCAUGAAAUCAUAAAUUAAGCCUCUCUACCACCAAGUUGGAAAAAACUAGGAUACACAUUCAUCAUAAGAGCUGAUAAAGGUGGAUGAAGAUCAAACUUCAUUCCAAAAUCAAGACCUUGUUCUCAUCCAAUUCGACCGAACCAAAUGAGUCGAACCCAGAAAUUUUGGACAUACGCGAAGAAUACGCUAAAGCUUUUCGAACGGAAUCUUACACUGAUUUUUGGACACACGUUCUUGCCUUAAACCGAGGGCAGCUCACCCCUCACAGAAGUCUGGGCUCCAAAACAGCAGCUCGGCUGCCUUCGUACCGGCUGUUCGCGGAGAAUCUCUUGGAUCCGGAUCAGCCCACUGUAAAACGGAUCCUGAGCACGACCCGCAUCCACCCAAAUAUUUCACCUCUCUUGACCGACUACUUCGGCACUACCUCUUGUGCUUCUCAUCUUUGCGGGCUUCUCCUCAAAGAUAUUAACCACAUAAGGAAGAAAUUCAAAUCCUUGAAAGACCCAUCGAAAAUAAACCAUUUACCCGUAGUGGUGACCCGGGUGACCUUAUUCUCAAGAUCCAACCCCUUCUCCUUGCUAGGUGCAUCGAUGAGCCGUCUCCGAGCCGUGCAAGCCGGUUGCUCCGACCUGCUCAGACAGCUCGAGUCACGUCGUGACAAGGCGCUGUUGAAGCUCCGACGCCUCAAGAAGGUGAAGCUCGGGUCAGCUCUUCUCCUGGUGGCCGUCACGGCUUCGCUGGUGGUGGUCGUGGCGGCUCAUGCUUUCGUGAUGCUGGUGGCUGCACCCGCCGUGAUGAUGGAGCUGGCUUCGAUGGAGGAGCUGGCUAGGUGGUCGGCUCAGCUGGACACGGCGGCUAAGGGGACUUACAUACUGAUCAGGGACUUGGACACGAUAGGCCGGCUGGUGGCUCGGCUUAACAACGAGCUGGAGCGGGUGGAUGGGUUGGUGCAACUGUGGGUGCAGAGAAGGGAUGAUGGGCUGCAAGGUAGUGAGGAAGUGGCUUGCCAGCUGAAGAAGAAUAACCAGAGCUUCAUGGAGCAGUUGGAUGAGUUGGAAGAACAUUUGUACUUGUGUUUCAUGACCAUAAAUAGAGCCAGAAACCUUGUUCUCAAACAAAUUCUGGAUUCUGCCACUCUCAAUUCAUCACAUAACUAGCCUAUCAAUUCAUCCAAUCGAUACCUCACAAUAUUUAUUCA